Molecule: messenger RNA, 693 nt
Organism: Camellia sinensis
Lineage: Eukaryota; Viridiplantae; Streptophyta; Magnoliopsida; Ericales; Theaceae
Source: RefSeq, a predicted model, not a curated record
AUGUCGGUUCUUGUUAAUGGGUCUCCAGCGGGAUUCUUUCCUACUUAUAGAGGUUUACGACAAGGAGAUCCUUUACCUCAUUUACUGUUCAUUUUGGUGAUGGAGACGUUGGGGCAUUUGUUAUCUAGAGCGGUACAAGGUGGUUUGUUGUAUGGGUUUGAGGUAGGGGUGGCUCCAGUAGUUUUGACGGUUUCAUAUUUGUUUUAUGCGGAUGAUGCGCUUAUUUUUUGCGAUGCAGAUAUUACUCAAAUUGGACAUUUGAGAUGUGUGUUGUUGUGUUUUGAGGCAGUGUCGGGCCUUCAGGUGAAUCUGGCAAAGUCGGAGCUGAUUCCAGUGGGAGAGGUGGCACGAAUUUCGAUAUUGACAGCUAUUCUGGGGUGUAGGGUGGCAUCUUUCCCAGUUUCAUAUCUGGGUUUACCUCUAGGGGCAUCAUUCAAGGCGACGAGGGUGUGGGAUGGAGUGGUGGCCCGUGUUCAGCAACGACUGGCAGGCUGGAAAAGGCAGUAUUUAUCAAAAGGUGGCAGACUUACAUUGAUUAAGAGUGUCCUGUCCAACAUUCCGACUUACUUUAUGUCCGUUCAUGUGAUUUUGGUGUCUGUAGCAAAGCGAAUUGAGUGGUUACAGAGGGAUUUCUUCUGGGAAAAUGGAGGGAGAGGGAUCUUAUCAUUUAGUGGCUUAGGAUUGGAUUUGUAG